This is a messenger RNA of Meyerozyma guilliermondii ATCC 6260, 654 nucleotides long. RefSeq lists its product as uncharacterized. The record is from RefSeq and is a predicted model, not a curated record. Lineage: Eukaryota; Fungi; Ascomycota; Pichiomycetes; Serinales; Debaryomycetaceae. The transcript has a single exon. The coding region runs from base 1 to 654 and encodes 217 amino acids. Gene Ontology annotation, biological process: sphingolipid biosynthetic process; fatty acid elongation; very long-chain fatty acid biosynthetic process. Gene Ontology annotation, molecular function: 3-hydroxyacyl-CoA dehydratase activity. Gene Ontology annotation, cellular component: endoplasmic reticulum membrane.
AUGCCAUAUUCCCUUUCAUUUCCCGAAAAAUGUCUUUUCUACGUUAAUAUCGUGGCGAUGACUCUUUGGUUCUGCUGCUUGGUAAGAUUCAUGGUGCUUCUUCCUCUCGUUGGAAGACGGUUUUUACCCGGGGGAAUUGCUGAUUUCUUUCACACGGUGGCAUUGAUCCCACUAUUAACGUAUUUUGUUGUUCGAAUCACAAAAUGGAAUGUUUUGAAGCUCCGCAAAAAUGCCGUGUUCAGCUGGGGUCUUUUUAAUGCUCUACACAUGGCAUGGAUAUGCUACGGAGUCAUCUACCCACACCCCAAGAUUGCAAAACAUACUACCUACUCGCUUAUAUUGUUCUCGUGGUGUGUUCUGAACACGAUUCAAUAUGCCCAUUAUGCAUUUUUCGUCAAGACAAAACGAAGCCCCACAUGGCUCAGAUGGAGUGCUUACAACAGUUUUUACUUGACGUUUCCUCUUGGUGUGAUUGGAGAAUUGGGCCAGAUUUUCUUGAGCUUGACGUUUGUGGAAGAAGCACUGUUUUUGGACUGGUCCAUAAGGCUCACGGCGGUAUUAUUCGUGCCUGUUGCAUACGCUUUUUACAAGCACCUCAGGGAAAAGGCUGCCUAUCAUGGACGUCCUGGACGUAACUCCGUCGCCAGGCAGUAA